AAUCUCUGCUCCUCUUCCACUCUCAGACAUCCUCAGACCCAAAAACUGCAGCGAGAGAUGAUGCAAUCCCGCUUCAGUUCCCUAGCUUGCGCCCUCAAAUCCUCCAUCCAAAAGCGGAGACAUUUCUCUUCCGCCGUCGAGACCCCCAACAACCCCGAAUUCCCCAGAACCUUGGCGGGUCUCCGGGCCCGUCUGGCCUCCGAAUCUCCGGUUCUUUCCGAUUUCAUUGGCCUCCAGGAUACCAACCAGUAUUCUGUGGAAGUUGGGACCAAGAAGAAACUCCUUCCGAAACCCAAAUGGAUGAAGGAAUCGGUCCCUGGUGGCGAGAAAUACGUUCAGAUUAAGAAGAAGCUGAGGGACUUGAAGCUGCAUACUGUGUGCGAGGAGGCGAGAUGUCCCAAUCUGGGCGAAUGCUGGUCCGGUGGCGAGACGGGGACGGCCACUGCCACCGUAAUGAUCUUGGGUGAUACUUGUACUCGGGGUUGCAGGUUCUGUAAUGUGAAGACAUCUCGGACACCUCCUCCACCAGAUCCAAAUGAACCAGAAAAUGUUGCUGAGGCAAUUGCUUCCUGGGGUUUGGAUUAUGUUGUGAUUACCAGUGUGGACCGGGAUGAUUUGCCUGAUCAAGGGAGUGGUCAUUUUGCAGAGACUGUGCAGAAGUUGAAGGCACUGAAACCAAAUAUGUUGAUAGAAGCGUUGGUUCCUGAUUUUCAAGCAGACUCUGGCUGUGUAGAGAAAGUUGCAAAAUCUGGACUAGAUGUAUUUGCUCACAAUAUUGAGACAGUUGAAGAACUUCAAAGUGUUGUUCGUGAUCACCGUGCAAAUUUUAAACCAUCUUUGGAUGUCCUAAUAAUGGCCAAAGAUUAUGCUCCUACUGGGACACUUACCAAGACUUCUAUAAUGUUAGGGUGUGGGGAAACACCUGAUCAAGUUGUGAAGACAAUGGAGAAGGUUAGAGCAGCAGGUGUUGAUGUGAUGACUUUUGGUCAAUACAUGAGACCAUCAAAGCGUCACAUGCCAGUGUCAGAAUACAUUACUCCCGAGGCUUUUGAGAAGUAUCAAGCUCUUGGCAUGGAAAUGGGGUUUCGAUAUGUGGCAUCUGGUCCCAUGGUCAGGUCAUCAUACAAGGCUGGGGAAUUCUAUAUCAAAUCCAUGAUAGAAUCUGAUCGUGCAGCUUCCUCUUCUUAGCUUCCCACAAAAUAAUCCGGGGGAUAUUGUCUGAAUGAUCAUGACUCAUCAUCAGCUCAAUAUGCCUCGGCAAAUUGCAAGGCAAAUAGUUAGAGAAGAUAUUUGCUUGUGGCCACCCAUGUUUUUGACCCCUCCUGUUUCAUUCCAAUUGUAUAAUUGAAUUUGUUGUAAUUAUCAGCUACUAUUACCUUCUUUUUCCUGGUGGUUUUCCAUGUAUAACUUCAGCUCUAGAGCAUGAAGAUACUAACCAAUGCAUUCUGAAAAGCUUAUACCCAUUUCCAUACAUGUGGUCUGAACAAACUGCACUUCUUCGCAUACGUUGAGGGUCCAUUGAUGAGAAGGGACCGGGGAGAGCAUGAACCCAAUUAUUACGGUGAUUAAUGUAAGCGCAAUUGAAAUUCUUAAG
This is a messenger RNA of Rubroshorea leprosula, 1594 nucleotides long. NCBI's taxonomy places the organism in Eukaryota, Viridiplantae, Streptophyta, Magnoliopsida, Malvales, Dipterocarpaceae. The record is from the annotation of a GenBank genome assembly.